Caenorhabditis remanei is the source of this 1383-nucleotide messenger RNA. RefSeq lists its product as uncharacterized. Gene Ontology annotation, cellular component: Golgi cisterna membrane. Gene Ontology annotation, molecular function: voltage-gated monoatomic anion channel activity. The transcript has 10 exons. The record is from RefSeq and is a predicted model, not a curated record. Gene Ontology annotation, biological process: intracellular pH reduction. NCBI's taxonomy places the organism in Eukaryota, Metazoa, Nematoda, Chromadorea, Rhabditida, Rhabditidae. The coding region runs from base 1 to 1383 and encodes 460 amino acids.
AUGGAGGGAAGUUAUGACGCGUGGGUUGUAAUUGCGUUGCUGAUAGUGUUUUUCAUCGCCGGUUGGAUUUUCUACACUAGGCAAUUGUUCAAAAACUAUGAAGUGCAUAAUAGACUCGUCCAAUUCAUAUUCUCCUUCACAUUUUCACUUUCAUGCUCACUUUUUGAGCUGAUCAUCUUUGAAAUUGCUGAUGUACUCGACCCAACAUCCCGUCAAAAAUGCUGGACCAACUGCUUGGCCAUUAUGCUAUUCACACUGGUAGUCUUCAUUCCGUUGUAUAUGGCAUUCCUAUUGAUUCAAAGCAUAACUUUCAUUCGAUCUAAAUUCCACAUUCCUCUCACCUUCUUUAGUUGGUUUGUUUUUCUCUACUUCUUCUGGAAAAUCGGAGAUCCAUUCCCGAUUUUAAGUGCUAAACAUGGAAUCUUCACCAUUGAACAAGUAAUUUCACGUGUUGGAGUCAUUGGAGUCACUGUGAUGGCAGUUUUGUCUGGAUUCGGAGCGGUCAACGCACCCUACACAUACAUGACUAUAUUCAUGAGACCGGUGGAAAGUAUACAAGCUCAACAACUAGAAAAACGACUGACCCACGCCAUGGACAUGAUAGUCAGCAAAAAACGGAAAAUGGCAAGGAACCAGUUGGAAUUAAAGAGGUUGAACUCGGAUAAAGCAUCACAAGAACCAUCCUUCCUGUCAAGGCUCUGGUCCAACUUCAGUGAGAGCAAUAGCGAGAGCAACUUGCAAUCGCAGAUUUCCCGGAUGGAGAGUGAGAUAAAACCAUUGGAGACGCUAAGCCGAUACUUGUUUCUGGAGCUAGUGGAGCUGAAAAAUAUGUUGGAUAGGGUUGCAUUCAGCAAAACCUUCCUCGGAAUGUAUUUCAACGUUCUUGGCCACUUCUUCUCUCUGUAUUGCAUCUGGAAGAUUUUCAUCUCACUAGUCAAUAUUGUAUUUGACAGAGUAGGCAAGGUGGACCCAGUCACGAGAAUGAUAGAGAUCAGUGUGAACUACGUCGGAAUUGAGAUGGACGUCAGAUACUGGUCGCAAUACAUUUCCUUCUUCUUGGUUGGAGUCAUUGCGAUAACUUCUGUUAGAGGUCUUCUCAUCACCAUGGCCAAGUUUUUCGUCUCCAUUUCCAACAUCCGGUCAUCCAACAUCAUUGUUCUUGGAUUCGCCCAAAUCAUGGGAAUGUACUUCGUGUCUAGUGUGCUCCUCAUGCGGAUGAAUGUCCCACCGGAGUAUCGUAUCAUUCUUACUAGAAUCCUAGGUGAUCUUCAGUUCAAUUUUUAUCAUCGCUGGUUUGACGUCAUCUUUUUGAUCUCUGCAGUUACUUCCAUAGCCGUUUUGAGUCUGAUCAGAAAAUCUGGGGACACGAGAUUCCGGCAUUAA